AUGGGACAAAGAAGAAUUGAGCAGUGGCCUGAGCGGCAUGUGAAAAUCGUGUUCAUUGUUGUAUCGCUUGUUUUCGGCAGAACGGUUUGGGCGCAAAUACGCUACUCGAUUUCUGAAGAGCAAAAGGACGGAGCUGCUGUGGGAAAUGUUGCAAAGGAUUUGGGCAUUGAUUACAGAAACUUAAAGGAGCGAGGAUUUCGUAUCGUCUCGACUUCAGGCGAGUCAAUGUUCAGUGUAAAUCAGAAUGAUGGUGUCUUGUAUGUGAACGGUAAAUUAGAUAGAGAGGAGGUGUGCGAAAGAAGCACCCCGUGUUUAAUAAAUCUAAAAAUCGCAUUAGAAAAGCCUCUCGAGAUUCAUUACGUGACUGUUGAUGUAAUAGACACGAAUGACCACGCUCCGAGAUUCCAAGAGCAGGAAAAGCAUUUACAAAUAGGUGAAUCGGUGAUUCCCGGUGCGCGGUUUCAGCUUCAGGCAGCGCGCGAUCCAGACAGUGGCAGUAACUCAGUUCAGAGUUAUAAACUGAGCCACACCGAACAUUUCCGUAUUGAAAUUAAAGAUCGCGAUGAAGACGGCAAAGUUCCAGUGCUGAUUUUACAAAAGCCGCUCGAUCGAGAGGUUACAAAAAGGAUGAAAUUGCAGCUAAUUGCUUUAGAUGGAGGCAGACCUCCAAAGUCUGGAACUAUGGAAAUAACAAUAGAUGUGCUAGAUAUAAACGAUAAUGCACCUGUUUUCACCAAGGAAGCUUACAUUGUAAUGCUAAAUGAAAACACUCCCGUUGGCACAACUAUUUUUAGGGUGAACGCAACUGAUUUGGAUGAAGGUCAGAACAGCGAAAUAGUUUAUUCAUUAGGGCAUGACGUCAAUGAUAAACUGCGUAAACUUUUUAAUAUUAAUCCAAUCACAGGAGAAAUCGUUGUGACCGGUCUCUUGGAUUUUGAAGUUAAAGAUAAAUAUGAGAUUGAUAUUCAAGCAUCUGACAAAGGAAUCGUUCCUCUAACAACAGAUAAAAGUUUAACUAUAAAAAUUGCUGAUAUAAAUGAUAAUCCCCCUCAGAUAGAAGUGACAUCAUUCUCAAGUGCUAUUCCUGAGGACUCCAAACCCGGCACAACGGUAGCUUUAAUAAGUGUCUCUGAUUUAGAUUCCGAAAUUAAUGGGAGAGUCACAUGUUCAUUACCUGAGGACAUACCUUUCAAAUUAAUGCCAUCAUCACAAGAAAAUACAUACACAUUAGUGACAAUAUCAUCUCUUGACAGAGAGACAAUUUCUCGCUAUGACAUCACAUUAGAAGCCACAGAUGCUGGUCAGCCACCACGGUCUUCUGUUAAAUCUAUAACUGUACAUGUAUCAGAUGUUAAUGACAAUGUUCCAGAGUUUUCUUUUUCUCCUUAUUCGUUUUAUGUGAUGGAGAAUAAUGCUCCAGGCAAAUCUUUAUUUUCUGUGUCUGCCUCUGACAAAGACACACGGGAAAACAGUGUAGUCAGUUAUCAAAUAUGGAGAGAUGGUGUAGAAAACAAAUAUGCAUCUUUCAUUAAUAUUAACUCUGAAAAUGGGGAGAUUUAUGCGCUAAAGAGCUUUGAUUUUGAAACUGUUAAAACAUUUCAGUUCAAAAUUGUUGCAACAGACUCUGGAACUCCGUUUCUGAGCAGUAACGUGACACCAAAGAGGCUUUUGCAGCUUCUGAUGUUAAAAACGCAGUAA
Molecule: messenger RNA, 1698 nt
Organism: Sinocyclocheilus anshuiensis
Lineage: Eukaryota; Metazoa; Chordata; Actinopteri; Cypriniformes; Cyprinidae
Product: protocadherin gamma-A7-like
Exons: 1
Coding region: 1-1698 (565 amino acids)
Biological process (GO): homophilic cell-cell adhesion
Cellular component (GO): plasma membrane
Molecular function (GO): calcium ion binding
Source: RefSeq, a predicted model, not a curated record